AUGGAGGAGGUGUGUGUAGAUCUUACCGGGGAUUCAGGCGACGAAGAGGAAGCAGAAGGGGGCCCUUCAAACAACUCUCACGAGCAGCAGCAGCAGCAGCACGAAGAAGAUGAAGAGGAAGAAGAAGAGGAAGAAGAAGAAGAUGAUGAAGAAGAAGAUGAAGACGACAUGAAUGCAGCAGCAGCAACAGCAGCAGAUGCUGCUGCAGCAACAGACGGAGAGGAAUUCGAGUCAACGCCCAACAGCGAGCCUGAAGACGAAGCAGAAACAGCAGCAGCAACAGCAGCAGCAACAGCAGCAGGAACAACAGACGGCUCUGAGGAGUAUAGUAUUGAGGAAGAAGGAAUGGAGACAGACGAAGAAGAAGAAGAGGAAGCUGAAGAUGAAGAUGAAGAUGAAGAUGAAGAAGAAGAAGAAGCAGCAGCAGCAGCAGCAGACGAAGAAGACGAUGAUAGCGAAGGCGCAGCAGAUAAGGCUCCUCAAGAAUUAAGCGAAAGGACAAACUCCGUAGCAAACGCGACUGCACUGCAGCAGCAGCAGCAACAGGAGCAGCAGCAACAGCAGCAAACGCCUGCUAAGGCUGCAGAGAGCGAACAGCAGCCACAAACCAGCAGCAGCAGCAGCAGCAGCAGUAUGGACACUGGCAACAACAGCAGCAAGAGCACUGACGACAGCAGCAGCAGCAGCAGCAGCAGCAGCGGAGAUGCAAAGAGUGCUGCCGGCACUUUCUUCUCUUCAGCAGCGGCAAGACUGUCUGCUUCGCAGCAAGAGCAGCAGGAGCAGCAGCAGCAGCGCAAGAAGAGCAGGGGAGAGGCUUUACAGGAAACACUUGAGGCUGUUCCUACAGAUGAGGAUAAGCAGCAACAACAGCAGCAGCAGCAGCAACCACAGGAGGAAUUCUUGCACCAGCAGCAAGAGAAGCUGCAGCAGCAGCACGAGGAGUUGCAGCAGCUACUGCAGCAGCAGCAGCAGCACCUAGAUGGCUUCUCCUUCCUGCCGUUCACAGCCAGAGCCCAAGUCGCCGCAGCACGUGGAGAAGCAUCUGCUGCUGCUGCUGCUAUUACCAGCAGCAGCAGCAGCAGCAGCACUGGGGCUGAGUUGUACAGAGAAAUAAGAGGAAGGAUUAGGGCUGCUACUGUGCAAGCUCUGGAGGAGAACAGGAAGCGGCACGAGCUGCUGCUGCAGCAGCUGCAGCAGCAGCCGCAGCAGCAGCCGCAACAGCAGAAGCAGCAGCAGCAAGGGCCUGCGUUGUCUCUGCCGUUUGGAGGCAGUGCGGCAUCCUUUUCAGCAGCGACAGCAGCAGCAGUGGAAGCAGCAGCAGCAGCAGCACAGAAGGACCCUGCGCAUACACCUCAAAGCAGAGACAAACUUCUACAGGAAGCAUUUGCUCCUAUUGCUGCUGCUUCUAUUCAGCCCCUAGAGGGAGAAAACCCUGAGCUUUCGGGGUCGCAACUUUUGAAGAAAGCAAAAGCACACCGAAAAAGAGAAUAUGCGGACUGCUGUUUGGUGGAGACGGCGGGAGAAGAGAGCAGCAGCAGCAGCAGCUGCGGCAACAGCAGCAGCAGCAGCAGCAGCAGCAAGGAGGGAGCAGCAGAAAAUAAUUCGUGGCUGCAGCAAACUGCAGCAAACCGCCAGCGACUUGCAGAGGCCCUCGGGGGCCGUCUAGGCGCAACGAAACUUCGCUGCAUUCUCUCUUGUCUCUCUCAAGGUAAGCAGCAGCAGCAGCAGCAGCAGCAGCAGCAGCAGCUGGAGCUACAACAGCAGCUGUAG
Messenger RNA from Eimeria acervulina, 1770 nucleotides. RefSeq lists its product as hypothetical. The record is from RefSeq and is a predicted model, not a curated record. Lineage: Eukaryota; Apicomplexa; Conoidasida; Eucoccidiorida; Eimeriidae. The transcript is spliced from 3 exons. The coding region runs from base 1 to 1770 and encodes 589 amino acids.